Messenger RNA from Calypte anna (Anna's hummingbird), 2749 nucleotides. RefSeq names its product ArfGAP with dual PH domains 2 (gene ADAP2). The transcript is spliced from 10 exons. Bases 78 to 1181 code for a protein of 367 amino acids. Gene Ontology annotation, biological process: positive regulation of GTPase activity. The record is from RefSeq and is a predicted model, not a curated record. NCBI's taxonomy places the organism in Eukaryota, Metazoa, Chordata, Aves, Apodiformes, Trochilidae. Gene Ontology annotation, molecular function: GTPase activator activity; phosphatidylinositol bisphosphate binding. Gene Ontology annotation, cellular component: plasma membrane; intracellular membrane-bounded organelle.
GUGGCGCCGGGGCCGCGCUCCAGUUCCUCAUUCGCCUCACGGAGAGCUCCGGGCCGAGCACCGGGCACCGAGCGGCUAUGAUGGACCGCGACCGCAACAAGACGCUGCUACUGGAGCUGCAGAGGGCCGCCGGCACCGGGAACAGCCGCUGCGCCGACUGCGGGGCGCCAGAUCCAGAGUGGGCUUCUUACAAACUUGGAAUAUUCAUUUGUUUGAAUUGCUCUGGAAUCCAUCGGAAUCUUCCUCAAAUCAGCAGGGUCAAAUCUCUCCGGCUUGACUUCUGGGAGAACGAUCUUAUAGAGUUUAUGAAGCAGCAUGGGAAUCUCUGUGCCAAAGCUAAAUAUGAGGCAAAUGUCCCUCCAUACUAUUACAUCCCCCAUUCCCGUGACUGCUUGGUUUUAAAAGAGCAAUGGAUUAGAGCUAAAUAUGAGCGUGAGGAAUUUGUUGCCACCCAAGUCUGCCAAGAUCCUUGUUCUGCAGGUAGCCGUGAAGGAUUCCUGUGGAAGCGUGGGCGGGAAAGCAAACAGUACCAGAAGAGGCGAUUUCUUCUGUCAGCAAGGGAAGGGGUGAUGAAAUACUACACCAAAGAAUCCAGAGGUCCAAAAGCCAUUAUCAGCAUUGGGAAUCUGAAUGCAAUGUUCCAGACAGAGAAAAUCCAACAUUCUCAUGGGCUGCAGAUCACCUACAUCACAGAUGGUCAAACAAGGAACCUUUUUGUCUAUCACGAAAGUGGAAAGGAGAUUGUUGACUGGUUCAAUGCUAUUCGAGCAGCACGUUACUAUUAUCUCAGAACAACCUUCCCAGCUGUCCCUGAGCCUGAGCUCAUACCCAGGAUCACAAGAAAAUAUGUCAAAGAAGGACAUAUGGAGAAAACAGGACCAAAACAGAAGGAGGCCUUUAAGGUGCGCUGGUUCUGCCUGGAUUCUCAAGAAAGGAACCUGAUGUACUUUAAAAAUCCACUGGAUGCAUUUGCACAGGGACAGGUCUUCAUUGGAAGGAGGGAUGAGGGGUAUGAAGUACGAGCUGGCUUGCCCCAGAGAGUCCAAGUGAAGAAAAGGAAACCAGCAAUCACUGUGGUGACACCAAUGAGAGAGUUUGUGUUUAUAUGUGAGACCGACAAGGAGCAGAAGGAGUGGAUAGAUGCCUUAAAUGGCGUCAUUGCCCAGCCCCUGAAUCAUUAAGACUAGCACUGAGUUCUGGUGAACUGCACUUCUUGGGCUCUGUUCAGCCAUGCUCUGUGGCCUCUUUCUGGUAGCAAGGAUGGUGUUCAAGGCCCUGCAGUGACUUUGGUACAAAGCGCUUCUUCCUUCAACAGCCACAGGAACAGGAAGGGUGGAAACAGAGAAAUUAGUAAGUAGGAGUGCAGAUACUCAGAAAUUAUCUGUGCCUCUGCAGAACCGUGCUUGAAGUGCCUUCUACCUUCCUACUCUUCUCUGCUUUUGGGUAGAGGGAGCUUUCCCUGCCUGACACAGGAGUGAAUCAUCCAGUGUUAUCUUAUGGGAAAAACCAAAAUCAGUUGAGAAAAUAUGACCCCAGGAGUGCUGACCUACAUUUCCUUGAGGACUCCUGCAUAUGCUGUUAUAUCAUAUCCUCCUUUUAUUGCCUUUGAUGUAAGGACUCCUCUACAUCCUUAAGGAUGUACUUGACCAUCCAACCAGUGGCACAUAUCUUACCAGUUGCAAGGUCAUCUGUUGCAUGAGUGCAUCAAGACAGUGAUCAAGAAGUAGAUACCAUCACCUAUCAGGAAGAGGCAGGGUGUCCGCUUGGAUAGAUCUAAGAUAUCAGCUCAUGCUGGAGUCACUGGAUGCUCUUCUCAGGGAGGAGCAGGGCCAAGCAACUACAUUCCACCUGGCUGCAGCUCCUGUCCAGAUAGGGGCAUCACUACAUGGGUUUAAUGUCUUUUGCAGUGUUACAUUUCUGGCACAGUAGGAAAUAAAAGUCAAAUUUGAAUAGAGGGGGAUAUUGUAAUGGAAUCACUCUAAUGACAAAUACUCCUACAUCUUUGCUUUCAGCAGUGCCAGCAGUGCCAACAGUUUCAUCCAGCUUUCAACUAUUGCCUCUGCAAUAGUCUCUUGACUAUUGUAUGUGUGGCAGAUCCAACAUGUGAAAAUUUUCUCCAAAGCAACCCCACAUAGUGCCCCAGCAAACACACCAUGGGUACAGGAUGAACAUAUGCUGAUCUGUCUCACCUCCUAAAAGCCAGCUGAAAUGUAAUGAACUCAGUCUGACUAUUGAAAGCCAGAAACUAGAUUUAAAAGUUUUAUUUUUGGUGUCUUACCUGAAGAUUAUUAAUGAAUGAGGACCAGCAGUGCAAGUGGAGUGGGAGUGCCUCUUCAUCAGGUACCACUUACAUCCAUUCUGUGCAAGAACAGGUGAAGAUUUGCAUUGGCUGAUGCACUGUUUUCUUGCCACAAGUCCACAUCUGAGAUUUGGUUCUACCAAGCAGCCAGCCAAUCAUUCAGAUUAUUUAAUUCUUCUUUUCAGAUAGCUUUAGUACAAAUCAAGAGGAAGUCUUGCAGAGUUUCUGGUGAGUCUCCACCUUUUGCUGACAUUUGCCAGCCAGUCAGAAAUACCCAGAAUAGUUCUUUUCUGCAGAAAUGAGGAAGUGUGUUGGCACUUGCAGAGAUAAGUGAGAUUAACUUUUUUUUCUCCUCACUCUGGUGCAGAAGAAUUACUGGAGUCGGAUCACCAUUCUGCCUGUCUCAGCCACCUCAUCACCAUUCAGCUCAGAGCAAUCUGCAGCAGUUUU